AUGAACGAGGACACCAACGAGCGAAAAGCGACUCUUGACCGGCUGAACGCGAAAGUGAAAAACGACGCGGAAAAGUUCAAGCAGAGGUUGGAAGACGUGUUCGGGAAAGACAAUGAAAGGAGAAAUAAAUUGUCUACCGGCACGAGUGGUGCAGCAGCGUCUUCAUCUCACGGCCACAAUAGCCAUACAGCGACGCAUCAAUCCUCCCUGCAAUCCACUCUCGGUCCGGACGCCGCACCUAGACCGGCCUCUCCCGGUGUGCGCGCGCGGCAGGAGGAGCUGCACGAGAAGUUGGCGCAAUUGACGAACCGGCCGAGCACCGAGCAUUUGAUCCCGACGAGUUUAGCGGUGGAUCCCUCUGCCUCGGAGGUGGAUCGGUUGUCGGCGCAUCUACGGGCGGGGCUGUCCUUCGACCGAAUGCAGAUGGUGGCGACAAUUUUGUCUGCGGAACCCUCGGCGAGCAGCUCUACUUUUCACAGUAGUUCGUCCGGGAACGAGGAGGACAGCAGGGGUAAAUCUAAAACAGAGGCUGGUGCGAAAGGAACAAAGACGCAGGUCAUAAAGAACAAGGGACAUUUUUCCAAGUCUGCUGUUAACGAGAAAGCAAAAAUGCUUGCGGAGGAGCAUGCGCAUCAUCAAGCAGGGGCUGGUCAAGAUGAACAGGCACUUCCUGCUGCUGAAAUAUCAGUAGAACGACAGAACCCAGUCGCGACAAGUGACAGCGAGCACCACAUGAUGCAAAGUGACGUCACUGUGGAGAUUGAGUUGCCGCCUGCUGCUGGCGAAGCAGACCAGCAAGAACUUCGACAGGGCGUUGGCGUUGCGAAGAGGAGUGAACACCAGCACUGGCCUGUGGAAGCGAAUCAAGAACAAACAGUAGCUGCAGCUGACGCAAGCAACUACAACGACGUCGUCGAAGACGAAUCCUCAUCGUCACGCCGAUCUUCGUCCCAAAUAAAUCAACAAAGUCAACAAGUUCACGACACCACAGAUGAUUGGUCGUCCGUUCCUCUUGAAGUAUCAACGAAAAGAAGAACAAGCCAGGAGGAAGAAAUCCUGCGUGAGAAUGUCCUCCAGCAGACUGCUUGUUCUGUUGUUGACCAGCUGCCACUGCAGUCCGACCAAGUGGACCAGGUAGACCACGAGAUUGAUGCUGACGAAAGAAGCUUGAUCGAAACGCAGAACCGAAAUCCAACCGAACUCGCACAAAAAAUCAACGACCGGCUAGAGCAAGCUUCGAAGUCGACCUCCUCUCUCGGCACAUCCAAAUCUUCGACGGUGGUCGGAGAUCAACAUAUGGCCGCGUCGAGCCAGCACCAGAUGCAAAACAAUCACGGCCCAGCGGGGGCACAAGAACAACUACACAGCGACGUGGAGCCGCAGAGCGACAGCACGGUGGUCCCGGUGGAAGUGGAACUUGUUGGAAAAGCGGCGGAGGUGGGGAUUGGGGCGGUGGUGCAAAAAAAGCUAGCUGUUGAGCGAGUGGCUUCCGGAAAGGACGAUGGUGCUGCAGGUUCAUCUGUCGAACAAGCAGGCACGAAGACGGCUUCCUCGGUGCUGUCCGGGUCCCGGUCGGCGCUAGAACCAGAUGACGCACAAGCUCAAGCAUCGCGCGUUGAUGAACAAGACGAGCAGCUGCUUCUUGCUGAAAAUAACGUGGAUCUCGUCGAAGAAGGGGACUUGCUCCCUUUUCCAUUCCAAGCUGGGGUGGAAAAAGAAGGCUUUCGGAUUGGGAACAACAACCGACAUCAAGAUCCGGAGUUUUUCGAUCCGGACAAUGCGCCUCCGCUGCGCCCGGAGCUGGUGAAGGAUAACAAUUUCUUUGCCAAAUACGUCGACACGGGAAUUCAAACCAGCAAAACGCCAACCAUUUGGUCCUCCUCCGCGAGUGAACAAGGUAGGAGUACCGGGGGAUCGAGUUCGCAUAACCUGUAUCAGCAGCACGAACGGCACCGGCAGGCGCAGUUGAACACUGAUCAUGUGCACCAUGACAACCAUCCCCAUCGCUCGCGGUCGAAAACGAGAAACGAAUCAAAAAACAACAACAGCCCGCUCUCGCCGAUGCUCGGCGGUGGUGUAGGGGCGAACCAGAACCAGUUCCGGACGAGACGGUCGCCGAGCAACCGACGGGUGUUUGACCGGUUGUUUUCUGACGCGGAGAAGUUACACAAGAAGCGGGUGCUGGAGUAUACGAAAGAAAAGCAGAAACACGUAAACGAGUGGGAUGACCGGGUGGACCACAGCCCCUCACCACGCGCGCGAAAUCGAAACGCGUCCCCUGCGCGGGGGCGCGAUAAUGGCCCACACCAACGAUCCGACGCGGACGGUUAUCUGGACCCAGUGCCGGACUCGGAGUACGUGCCUCUGCAGCGACCGGGCUACCGCCCGCCCACGACGAAGUGGAACGUGAGUCAGAAAUACAACGGAUCAUGGAACGAGGUGGAUGUGGACCUCUGGAUGGAAUCGGUCGUGGAUUCUCCCCCGGGGAGGAACCGCGGCAACGUGAACGACUACUACGAGCCCAGUGUGAAUAUGCACGCGAAAAAUAUGCCAAACAUCAUCCCAUCGCCCGAUACUGGACAUCACAAGAAACGCCCGAAAACCUCCGGUGUAGUUGGAGCAGCAAGUGCAAUUGCUGCAGGAUCUGGUCUAUUUUUACCACCAGGAAACAUGAAAAAUAAGCAGCAACGUCCGCGGAGCCAGAGUCCGAGAAAGAGCAAAGGAACGAAGUCCAGAAAGGGUUCCGCGACGGACGACCAGGAAGUGGAAGAGUUAGGUGGGAGAAAGCCGAUGUUUCGCCUCGUAAUCGCUGGAACGGAAAAUAACGAUGGCGGAACUACAGGCACUGAUGCGGUGGCAGGAUCGUCACUACUAAACAACAGACGCGGGGGCACAGGAGCUCCUGCCCAACAAGCCCAACAACCUGUGAAGAACGUGCAGGCGCUCGCCCGCGCGCGACAGAGCGGGCAGAAUAGUGAUUCUCUGGUUCUCCAGGGGACAGAACUCGAGCGGUACCAGAAGUGGAGGGAGAAGCAGAAUCUGCUGCAACAACGGAAGGAGAAACAGCAGAAAAUUUUUGAGAAAAAAAUGCAGCAGAUCCACUCCCCGCGGAACUACGGCGCCGGCCCCAGCGGGCAGGUCGAGCCGGGGAGACUCGGGAGUAACGACAUUGAGUACAGCAAUCCCGGCGCAUUGGGCCUAUCCCCGCAGAACUACCAACCGCUGAAUCUGGACGGGGACUGGGUGAGCCAGCACGACAAAGACGUGUUUUUGAACGCGAAACACCCGACGGCCCUGAUGAAAAAGCGGUAUUUGCUGGCCUUGAAAAAGGAGGAAGAGCAACGGGAACUGAUGCUGGCGCGAAACCGGGAAGUCGACCCGAAAUUGGAAAAAUUGUUUCAGCCCGAGAAGUUGCACAGCAAGUUCCGGAAGCCGUAUUUGGGGCAAGAGCUGGAAAUCCAAAGAGAGAUCGAAGAGGCGAAGCAGCGGAAGGAGUUAGAAAAGGAAAAAGCUGCGGAGCUGUACCGGAAAUUAUGGCUGGGCGGGAAGAAAAAGGAGGCUGAGAACAACAAAAGUGAAAGCCCGAAGGAAGAAAAUGUGAAAAAACCAGAGCCGGUGGUGGAAAGGAAGAUAGAGCCAGUGAAAAUGCCAGAUCCGCCGGCUCAGAAAAAGUGGAUUGACGCGCAGCCGAAACAAGCUGUGAAGCAGAAUAAACCUGCAGCAAAGGUCGCUGUUGCUGGAACCGCUCCGAAAAAGAAAGGAGGAAAAAAUAAGCAGCAGAGUACCCAAGAACAGUAUGAAUCUAUUGACCAGGUGAUUCAAAACGCAAAUCGCCGCAUGCCCGAAGCAAACGAGGACGAGGGUUUGCUCCAUCGAGACAUCACCGGUCCUGGGACGUGGAAGCCGAUUCCGGCGGACAAGCCGGAUUACAAGCAGUACCAGGAGGGCUUGAAGCAAGCAAAAGCAGAGUUAGCGCCUUCGUUAACUGACAAAUUGCACGCGAACCACGUGUACCCAACGAUAAGUGAGGAGGAACUUCAACAACGCGCGCUGGAGCGAGCGGCUGAGGGACGGAAAGAACGGUGGGAAGCCAAAGUGAUGCAAGAACGGAAUGCUGCAGAGGCUGACGCCGCCGCGGCAGAGGAGGCUAAGAUGAGAAGAGGUUUGGUAAGAGGACAGCAACCUCCACCUGCUGCGGCUUCUUCCACAACUGCGGUUGCUGCUUCCAGCGGGUCAUCUGCAGCUACUAGGGGAAAAAUGCUUCGAGGAGAAGCAGAACAAGUGCCACCCGGCACGACUUUUGUGCCGCAUCAGCAUCAAGCUCCUCCAAACCCUAAUACCAAGAACCAUCAGCACGAUGGGGCCCACUUGCAGCAGCCGCCGAAGAAGGCCUCGUCCUCGAAGCGGCCAGCGAGCGCGCAGGCGCACGUGAGCCAAAACGCGGGAGGCGCUGCGCCUGGCGCUGUGACGGCGUACCGACACGCUAAAGAGCAGGAAGCGCGAGCUGCUGCUGGGGUCGUACAGACGAGCAAACGGGCGGCGGUAGGUCCUCCGCCGUCCCCUGGAGGUGGUGCACACACGACUGCUGUCGCGAGACACCAACAGCAACAAUCUCCAGCCCAAGUUCUUGUGUCGGCGCAUCAAAUCCAACACGAGCGGAACAAUCAACCACCCAACAGUCCGCCGCAAACGGGAAGAACGUCUACUGUUCGCACUCAAAUUGUCGACUCCCGAACGAGCACAGUGUUGACCACAACUGCGAACAACAAAGUCGCCACGACAAGAGCUGCUUCCCCUGGUGGAGCGGCAGGAGUAGCACCAGGCGCUCCUGCGGGGGCAACAGCUUCGGAUCAGCAUCCUCAUCAGCACCAUGCUGUUCUUCACAACCGGCAACAGCCAGCGGUUUCAUCUAGCACUCGUGGUCGGCAGCAGAAGCAAAAUCUCAUCUCCACCCAGCUAAAAACCGACGAACGCGCGGACACCCGGGUGCAACGAUUGGGUUUGUCACCGAUACGAGCCGGGUUGGAGACAAAUGACCCGUCCUCCAGAAAGCGCAAAGCGUCGCCGGGUGACCGGGGCGGAAAAAAUUGCGCGUCCAGGUUUCAAAACCGAUACGGCAUGGCAGCUUCGCCGGAGUAUUUGGUUUUCAACGACGAAACGUCGGAGGAUCACAGUUUCUUCGUGAACGAUCAGAAGUUGAACUUCUCCCCGAAGGGGCAGAGCAAUCACGUGAUGGAGGCAAAAUUGAAGCAGCAGCAACACCUCCGCCACGCCGAGAUGAUUGCAAAGUACCAGGAGGAGCAGCAUCGGAAAGCGCGGCAGCGGUUACUGAAAGCGAUGGAGACGGCGAAGCCGGGUCAGGACGAGGCGUUGCUACGACGGGUUGACCAGUUGAUGCGGGACAUGAAGCACAUCUCCGGCGCCGCCUCCACCAGUGCGGCGAUUGCGCAAUUGCAGCAGAUUCACCCCGGGAAUGUCGGGAAGUUGGAAAAGGUAUCGCACAUGAUCAGUCCGAGCAAUGGGAACAAGAAGUCACCCAUGCUGAUGAACCAAGUUCCUCAUCCUCCCUCGUCCAGUAGCAUCCUCCUUCCCAUGCCGAGUGCCGCGGCUGCGAGUGCAGUUUUUCCCCCGACUAGUACAGGCAGCGGAAGAACUUCUACAGGUGCUGGAGUUCCACCUGCGUCAAUCUCUGAUGGAAGUUUGUCCCCGCACAAGCUCGUCGAGCCCGGCGGGUUGCUUUCCCCUCCUGCCAGACGGAAGCAACACUUGAAAGACCCUUUACAGCUUCCUUCACCACUUUCCUCCGACGCGUCGUCGCCGAAAAGAGGGAAAAACAAAUUAACGCCAAUCGGUGGGGAAAUCAAUAUGAAUAACAGUCUGGACAACUCGAAUUCGGUCGAGGUCGAAGUGGAAGCGCUGUACGACAAGCAUUCCAGCAGCUCCACCGCUUCCCCAAAAAGACUCUCGGCGAAUCCGCCGAAAAUCCUGAUGCCCAUUUCCCCGUCGACCAAUCUUCCACCGCAGUCAGAACUCCUAGAUAAUGCCUCAACAUCCGGUUACCACGAGCAGGACAGAAUUAUCGAGGAGCACAAGAAGGCUCUGCUUUUACAGGACCAUGUCGACAGCACGAUCCAAGUGCCGCCGAAGCAGCGGGCGUUCGUGAAGUUGGAUGCGUUUGGGCGGGAGCCGGAGAAACUCUACGCAUCGCAGUUGCGGCUGGAAGAGUUACGGAACUACAACCUGCUCUCGCACAACGAAAAGGUUCAUUUGGUGAACCAGGUGAAGGCGCUUAUCGCCUCUCGGGAGUUGGAGGUACAGGAUACAUAGAUAGAAAGAUGAAUUUUACACAUUUGUUCUCUGUCGGACUUCGGAACUUUUGAAAACCCACGGCAUUUUUGAUGCUUGCCAAUGAAGAAUAAACACCAGCGGGCUUUACUUGCUACGACAUCACUUCGAAACACUACGAUUCCACAGGGUAUCGACCGCGAUUUGAAUUUGAAAGCCGCCAGGAUGUAUGCGGGGUUUGAGAUUGACCGCAUUUUCGAGGCGAGAAGCAAGCCACCAGAACCACAAGCAGCCGCACAGCCAGCCGCGAAGUCGAAGAGCAAGAGCGCAGGAGGAGUAGCUGCGCCCACGAUGAUCAAGAGCAAAGCUAGUUCCAGCAAUAAACCAGGUGGAGGUCCACAUGUGAUCAGUGGGGCGGGCCACGGCGCUAUCAACGCUGCAGAGGUGGAAGCGAUGGUUGCGGCGACGCAACAGAAGCUGUUUAUGACGAGCGAGGAGGAAUCAUCUGCAGCGUCUCUUUCCUCAACCGCGAUGAUGGAAAACCAAAGCAGAAGUUUUGAACCGAUACCCACGAUGGGUGCAGUAGCAGCUCCUGGGGGAAGUGUUAACCGAGGAACAGGCGGAGGCGCAGGUGGGUCUACUGGUGGUGGUGGUGGAUCUUCGAAGGUGUCUGCGGCGUCAGUGGCUGCGCCUGCGCCUGCUACAGGAGGUAAUCAAGGGUUGCCGCUUGUUUGCGUCGCAUGACAGUACAAUGAUCACUACGUUGAAAUGAUGAUGGCGGUGCUUGCACACUUGUACUUGACCAUGAGCAUGCAAGAACUUAAACUUUACAAUAAGCAAACUACAGGCUCGUCGUCCCGCAUGCAGCUCUUGCACGAAAACGCCAGUGCGUUGCUGAUCCAGCACCGUUGGAAGAAGAAGGUGAAAGCGCUGAACCACCUGCAAGACGCCAACAUUCAGCGAGAUGAGGACGGACUUUUUGAAGUGGGGUAGGAUGCAGAAGUUGGUUCAAAUUUAGGAAAAAAAAGGAGCUACCGGGUAGCUUCGAACAACACAGGUGAAGAUGCUUUUCUAUGCUACAGCAUUCACGGCAGGUGCAGGAAAUCUCAGAUGCUUCGUCGCUGAGCUAGAACUUCACUCAUUUAUUUUACGCAAAGGUUAGUGCGAGUGGUUCUCAGCAAAAAUAAACUUCACCCACAU
Molecule: messenger RNA, 7485 nt
Organism: Amoebophrya sp. A120
Lineage: Eukaryota; Dinophyceae; Syndiniales; Amoebophryaceae
Source: the annotation of a GenBank genome assembly